ACGGGUAGUUAACCUCUGUUCCCUCCUAGAUCCGGGAUGGAAAAAACGCAUCUGUGUGGGGAGUCGCUAACGCCUUCAUGGAUGCAUCUGAACGAAUCGAACAGGCUUUACUGCCUUGGUGUGGUAUCGCAGGCUCUGUUCUUUCCCCUCCUAGACCACUGUCCUCAAGUUUAAAUACUGGCUCACCAUCACCCACGAUAUCGCUGUCGUCCUUUCUUCCAUUCGGUCCUUCCUCCGCCUCGUCAUCACCUGGUACUCCCACGCCUUCAUCACCCUUUAUAGGGGUUGCUGCGAUCAGUGGCAGCGAUAGUGUCGCAGUACGUACGGUGUCUCUCUCGAGCGUCCUCGUUCCGAACCACAUCGAGAUGAGUGACGCAUAUCAUUCUACUCUUACCUCCCCCUCACCUGCAACGACUCCGACAAAGCCAAAAGCGACUGAACAACCGACUCCGAUGCCUUUCGGCACAGGUAGUAUGAGCGAAGAUGGGCAUGCUGUGGUUUCGGCGCAAAUCCCUUUUCUUCGCCCUCGAGGGCGAAAGAGUCAAUAUGGAGAAGGGCAAGUUUGAUAGUGACGAGUCAGAGUGCGAAUGGGAGCGUUGAUCAGGAGGGAGUGAAGUCAAGGAAGAAACAAUCCUCUACGAAACGACGGAUGAGCCCAACAAAUGGCCGUGGGCGUGGGAGUGGAGAUGAAAGGAGAAGCAGCUUAGUUUGCAGGAUAUUGCCAUUAUGCCUACUCAACGAAUUGCUAGAUAUGGUAUGCUCUUCCGAGGUGAGCUGUCCAAAGGGUGUAAUAAAUUCACUCUGUGCCGUCCUUAUAUU
Molecule: messenger RNA, 819 nt
Organism: Cantharellus anzutake
Lineage: Eukaryota; Fungi; Basidiomycota; Agaricomycetes; Cantharellales; Hydnaceae
Exons: 1
Coding region: 78-566 (162 amino acids)
Source: RefSeq, a predicted model, not a curated record